AUGUCGCACAAUAUUGAUCACUUUAAGAAGACUUCACAAGUUGUUGGAAGACCAGAAACAACAAGUCACAACAUUGCAGAUGACUUAAUGAAGGAAGGUCCACCGCUUAAUCUCGAGGAACCACCAAGAGAUGCAUCUCACAGUAUUGAGCAUAACCUUGCCAAUAAACAUCGUACAGCUAGACAAGCAUACAAUGAUCCACGUCUGGAAGAUACUGCUGGAAGUAUUGGAAAGAAAUACCACAAGCAUCCUCAUGAUAUAGCCGACGAUCCUCGUCUUGAUGUUGACCAGAUCGGUAGACAAUCAGACGUAUAACGAUUUAGCGACGCACUUUGUUAUAAUUCUAACAAUCUAAAUUAACG
This is a messenger RNA of Wallemia mellicola CBS 633.66, 362 nucleotides long. RefSeq lists its product as hypothetical. The transcript has a single exon. The record is from RefSeq and is a predicted model, not a curated record. Bases 1 to 315 code for a protein of 104 amino acids. NCBI's taxonomy places the organism in Eukaryota, Fungi, Basidiomycota, Wallemiomycetes, Wallemiales, Wallemiaceae.